Molecule: messenger RNA, 2026 nt
Organism: Asparagus officinalis (garden asparagus)
Lineage: Eukaryota; Viridiplantae; Streptophyta; Magnoliopsida; Asparagales; Asparagaceae
Product: probable serine/threonine-protein kinase At1g09600
Exons: 10
Coding region: 157-1836 (559 amino acids)
Biological process (GO): protein phosphorylation; positive regulation of transcription elongation by RNA polymerase II
Cellular component (GO): cyclin-dependent protein kinase holoenzyme complex; nucleus
Molecular function (GO): ATP binding; RNA polymerase II CTD heptapeptide repeat kinase activity; cyclin-dependent protein serine/threonine kinase activity
Source: RefSeq, a predicted model, not a curated record
UGGGUCCCGAGACGGGCUGAUUCCUUCGAGAAGCUUGAUAAAAUUGGCCAAGGAACCUACAGCAAUGUUUACAGGGCCCGUGAUUUGGACAAUGGAAAGAUUGUUGCAUUGAAAAAAGUUCGAUUUGAUAACUUAGAGCCUGAAAGUGUACGGUUUAUGGCAAGGGAGAUCCACAUUUUGCGCAGACUUGAUCAUCCAAAUGUAAUAAAGUUAGAAGGCUUGGUAACAUCAAGAAUGUCCUGCAGUUUGUACCUUGUAUUUGAAUACAUGGAACAUGAUCUUGCUGGCCUCGCUUCUUUUCCUGGAAUGAAGUUCACAGAGUCCCAGAUUAAAUGUUACAUGCAACAACUACUUCGUGGCCUUGAUCAUUGUCAUACACGGGGUAUUCUACAUCGGGAUAUCAAGGGGUCCAACCUUUUAAUUGAUAACAGCGGCAUCUUAAAAAUUGCAGAUUUUGGCUUGGCAAGCUUCUUUAGUCCCAGUCAAAACCAUCCAUUAACAAGUCGCGUAGUUACUCUUUGGUAUAGGCCCCCAGAGCUUUUACUUGGGGCCACAAAUUAUGGUGUUGCUGUGGAUUUGUGGAGCACUGGAUGCAUCCUUGCCGAAAUGUAUGCAGGCAAGCCAAUAAUGCCUGGAAGGACAGAGGUUGAGCAGUUGCACAAAAUUUUCAAGCUCUGUGGUUCACCAUCUGAAGAUUAUUGGAGGAAAUCCAAACUGCCUCAUGCCACCAUUUUUAAACCACAACAACCUUAUAGACGAUGUGUAACAGAAACGUUCAAGGACUUUCCUCUGUCAGCUUUGGCACUUAUGGACAUCCUUCUUUCAAUAGACCCAGCAGAUCGUGGAACUGCUGCUUCUGCCCUUAAAAAUGAGUUUUUCACAACCAAGCCAGUAGCCUGUGAUCCUUCAAGCUUGCCAAAAUAUCCUCCAAGCAAAGAAUUUGAUGCAAAAGUUCGAGAUGAGGAAGCUAGAAGACAAGGUGCUGUAGGUGGCAAGAUGCAAAGACUUGACCUCGAGAAAAGAGCACAUAGAGAAUCUCAGGCAAUCCCUGCACCAGAUGCCAAUGCUGAACUAGCCAUAUCAAUGAAGAAAUGGCAAAGUCAAGGCUGUUCCAAGAGCAGAAGCGAGAAGUUUAAUCCCCACCAGGAAGAAGUUGCUUCUGGCUUUCGGAUUGAGCCUCCAAGACAAGCACAGCACUCAGAACGAACUGAAGAUCCUCAGGGUCAUUAUUCUCAUUCUCAUAGAUCUUCCCAUUCAGGCCCCCUGGUGAAUAGGAGCCAGUGGACUAAAUCUAGAAAACCUGACGGUGGCAUGCCCAAAAUUUCAGCCACAGCAAAUUUAUCGGCCUUGUCUGGCUUAGUGGCAGCAAGGAGAAAUCCUUCAUCUGACAAUGCAUGUGAACGAAGUGCUGGUCAAUUAGAAGCAGUUGCUCCAUCUGGUAGAUUUUCUGAAUCUUGUAAUGGUCUUUCAGAUAGAGCCAGAAAAUAUGAUCAGCUAUAUCAUAUGCAUGUACCUGCGGGUUCUCAACGGAGAGAAGAUGAUAAGAACAGCAAUAUGGACCAGCAUAUGGGCCAUGGGAUGUCAGCAAACAAAAUUCACUAUUCUGGACCUCUUUUGAGGCCAUCUGGCAACGUAGAUCAAAUGCUAAAGGAUCACGACCGUCAGAUCCAAGAAGUUUUCCGUCGCUCUCGGAUGGACAAAUCCAAAGCUCGGAAAAUCCAGGGUGAAUCCAACCAUACUGGCAUCAAGCCUUUUGAUUUGGGUGUCGUUCCUGUUUACCCCUCGAGCAGAGGCUCAGCUCCAAUCUUCACAUCUAGUCGGGGUUCUGCACAGUAGAAUAGUUCUGUGCUUUGAAGUGGGUUCUUUGUGAAUUUAUUAUGAUUCAAUCAAGUGUAUGAUUUAUGGGUUCCACGGAUGGAUGAGGGAUGUAUUAUGUAUAGAGGUGGUUUAGUAUGAAUCUUUAGAGAGGAGAAAUGAUUCAUAAUUAAUUGAGCCCGCUUUAUCUUCAUUGUUGGUCUUUGAACUU